CGCGAUUUAAAGGUGCUGGCGGCGCCCGGCGAGAGCCCCGCGCGCUCCGACCCAGCACCCGGCCCGCGCGGCAGCGGCUCCAGCAGCGGCGGCUCCAGCGGCGGCUCAGCGGGGCCCCAGGCGCCGGCGAGGGGAUGCCCCCGCUGCCCCCCAGCAGCAGCACCGGAGUGGCCCCGGCGCCCCCCCUGGCCUGACUCCGGCUCUGCCCUGCACCCGCCGGAGCCGGGACCGCCAGGCGCCUCCUGGAUCCGGCCGGGGCACUGGCCGCCUGCUCCUGCCUCUCCGCUCCGCCGGCUCCGGUCCCCAGCAGCUCUAUGAGCGCCGCUUUCCAGCCCUCCCUCAGGAUGAUGCAGCGCCCCUUGGGAAGCAGCACGGCCUUCAGCAUCGACUCGCUCAUAGGCAGCCCGCCCCAGCCCAGCCCGGGCCACUUCGUCUACACCGGCUACCCCAUGUUCAUGCCCUACCGGCCGGUGGUGCUGCCGCCGCCGCCCCCGCCCCCGCCGGCCUCGCUGCAGCCCGCCCUGCCGCCCUCCCACCCCCACCACCAGAUCCCCAGCCUGCCCACCGGCUUCUGCUCCAGCCUGGCCCAGGGGAUGGCUCUCACCUCCACGCUCAUGGCCACGCUGCCCGGCAGCUUCUCCGCUUCCCCGCAGCACCAGGAGGCGGCCCGCAAGUUCGCCCCCCAAGCUCUCCAGGGCAACUUCGACAAAGGCGAAGGGAUCCAGCCGGAGACCGACGAGGGGAAAUCCUUCCUGGGCAAGGAGAGCGCCCUGCUGUCCUUCGCCGCCGCAGAAGCCGUGCAGGCGUCCCUGGGGGCUGUCCGGGCUCAGGCCAAGGAUGAUUCCAAAGCGGAAGACGAUUCUAAAGGCAAAGAGGAAAGUUUCUCGAUGGACAGCGACCUAGACUAUAGCUCUGAUGACAACAUCACAAGCCAAGCCGCCCAUAAAGAAGAGGACUCUGGCAACGCACUAGAAGAAAACACCCAGAGCACAAAUAACUCCAACACCACCACGUCCACUGGCAAAAACAGGCGGAGGAGAACAGCCUUUACCAGCGAGCAGCUGCUCGAGUUGGAAAAGGAAUUUCAUUGCAAAAAGUACCUGUCCCUGACAGAGAGAUCCCAGAUCGCUCAUGCCCUCAAACUCAGUGAAGUGCAGGUCAAAAUAUGGUUCCAGAACAGAAGAGCCAAGUGGAAAAGGGUGAAAGCCGGCAAUGCCAACUCGAAGACAGGAGAACCCUCCAGAAACCCCAAGAUCGUGGUACCCAUCCCAGUCCAUGUCAGCAGAUUUGCCAUCAGAAGUCAGCACCAGCAGCUGGAACAAGCCAGACCCUGAUACAUUUCCACUAUCCCUUCCCCCUCCCCAUCCAAAAGUUUUGAUCAAUGUUUCCCAAUCGGGUUAAAAAAACAAACACAAACUUUAAUCUGAACCUUUCGACAUAUCAAGUAAAGCAAGAAUCUAUUACUAAGAGGCUUAAAACUGUGUUUUGUUUUGGAGCGGGAAUAUCAAACCCUUGAAGAGACAUAAUAAAUAUUUAUUAUACUGUCCUACUUUGUAUAUAAAGUGCUGGAUCUCAGCUGCUGUGUUUUGACUCUUACGGGACCAAAUAACCAGUAACAUGAAUUCUUACAUUCCAGAAGAAAACCACCAACAACAAACUGCAAUGCAUAUUCCUCAUCUUUUGAGUCUUGGGGUUUUUUUAAAUCAUUUUGAAAGGUAAAAAUGAAACAAAACUAAGAGGUUUGUUUUCCCCUUUUUGGGUUGGCUGAGUGGCAGACAUUUGGGUGAAUUAUUUUCAUUAUUAUUAUUUUGCCUGGCUUUCUGUCGAUUUGGUUGCAUAUUCUACUAAGCCAUGUUUGAAAAGCACGAUCCUCUCUGUUGUGUUUAAUUUAUUUCAAUGUAGCUUUUUCCUGAUAAGUUAUGAAAUUUAAAAAGAAACUCAGUCUUGUGAAUAAACAAAAUCAAAAAGAAAAAGAAAAAAAAAGGCCAACCGCCUUCUGUACAGAAUUUCUUGUGUGAGAGUGGGAGCAUUUUCCCUCCUAGGACAGUAUCAUUUUGAGUCUGGGUCAGGUUUAUUGUCAAUAGGAAAUAUUUAGCAAAAUAGCUAAAGUUUAACUAGGAGGGAAGGCAAAGCUUGCCCCACCCCCCACAGCUGAUGGCUGAGUUUAGGGAAGCGAAUUUCUUCUAUAAUAAAUUGUAAACAAAACCCUGCUGAAAAGGAUGUUAUAGAAACAGGGUGGCAUUGCAGAACCUAGUCCAGGAGGGAGCUGACCAGAAGGGAAGGCGGUAGCCAGGCCUGUGAUUCUAGGUACCUUGAAUUGAAAAGGAUCAGACAGGUCUUCUGCCCCUUCCGUAAAUAUCCAACACACCCCCAUGCACCACACCACCUGGAGCUUUAAAACCAGCCAGUGCUGAAAGGUCUGUAAAUGAACGGUUCUGAUGUUACUCCUGCUCCAGUCCUGGGCAGGGUUACGGUGGAGUGUCAGACAAUGAGAGAGAUGCAGGCACUUUACUCUUGCAAGUGGGACUGACUCUUUGUAUUGUUAUCUGACCCGCCGCGCUGUAUCUGAUUAACGCUCUAGGAAAUUAACAGGGCCAAAUCCGUAUCUAUUCGCUGCCUACGAUCUGUCCGGUUAGGAAGAAGAAAAACUGCAACCCCGCAAAGUUGUCAGAACGGUGGAGGGUCUUUAGUGAUAUUUAAAAGCAAAUCCCCCUAUUCCCCCCCCCCAAGU
Messenger RNA from Mauremys reevesii (Reeves's turtle), 2731 nucleotides. RefSeq names its product gastrulation brain homeobox 2 (gene GBX2). NCBI's taxonomy places the organism in Eukaryota, Metazoa, Chordata, Testudines, Geoemydidae. Gene Ontology annotation, biological process: regulation of transcription by RNA polymerase II; regulation of nervous system development. Gene Ontology annotation, molecular function: DNA-binding transcription factor activity, RNA polymerase II-specific; RNA polymerase II transcription regulatory region sequence-specific DNA binding. The record is from RefSeq and is a predicted model, not a curated record. Bases 315 to 1334 code for a protein of 339 amino acids. The transcript has 2 exons. Gene Ontology annotation, cellular component: nucleus.